This is a messenger RNA of Microbotryum saponariae, 4065 nucleotides long. The record is from the annotation of a GenBank genome assembly. Lineage: Eukaryota; Fungi; Basidiomycota; Microbotryomycetes; Microbotryales; Microbotryaceae.
AUGACUUCGGAGCAGAGGCCGCCGACAAGGAUCGUGAAGUCUUUUCGGGACGCGCGGCUGUUUCUUGAACGAAAUGUGGAUUUGACAUUAGAGUCUCUAGCCUUGUCUUGUUGUGGUUAUUCGCUUUCGGCUAAGUAGGAGGUACUGCUAGAGGUUCACACCCGAGUGCCUGGCCCACCUCGCGGUCGGCUGCCCAUUUGCCCGGCGUCUCUGGUCUGCUCUGUCCCCGAACCCCCACCCAGUCUUUGUGGACUUUGUAUGUCCGGCCGUGUCUCGCUCGGAACGUCGCCUUGUCGAACUACGAAUCCUCUUCUUUCACUCGAUCUGGAAGCUCUGUCGCCGUCGCCGAUUCUCGUCGGAUCUUUUGGAACCGAUCACCGAAACGGACUUCGAGGGGCUUCGAGCCUCUAUUCAGGAGUCCAAGGGUCGCCUAGUGUCUCUGUAAGCCACCAAAGGGGGUUUUAGUGGGUAUGGUUGAUCCUGGUUCAGGGUCAAUGAGUCCUACACUACUGGCUUCUGCCAGUGUGCGUAACAGCAUUCCCUCCGACUUUUCCGAAGAUUUCUAGGUAUUAUUAUAAUUAUUAUGCUGUUAAUGAAGUCUAUCAAAUAAAAAAGGGACUGGUCACCGCCCCGCGGUGCGUUAAUUAUAACGUGCUUAUUAUAACACGCGCGAGAGCCCCCGGCCCCGGUCACCUUCACGCCCACUGCUACACUCGGACCGCCAAGAACCACUCUUCUCACUCCAGUCACCGUGGCUUCGACCGAGCAGUCCAGCUGCCAGAAGUGGCUGGCAGACCUUUCGAAACUGCGCCAUGAAGCUCGACGGUUUUUCGGGGACGUGUGUUGGGCCGCGCACGGUCCAACCCGGCCGGGCCGCUCCCGUCCCGAUGAAGUACUCGUCUACGCUCACAAGGCGAUCGUCUACAGUCGCUCAUCAGGUCAGUUUCUCGAAUGUGUAUGGUCACCGGGCCUCCCUUUCCCCCCCUGCGAACCUGCCGUGUCUCCGGCAGCUUGCAGUCGACGCUGGAGGACCAGGAGGUCACGUGGGGCCGGAGUGAUCAGCGCGCACGCACAGCUGAAGGUUCGAAUCGUAGGUCUGAUCGAAGAAGAGGUACUCCACUAUUCCUUAGGGUCGUUCCAAGAACGCUUUAUCCAGUGCUCGCCUGCACUACAUCGCUCCGACUCGGUCGCUUCGUCCUUCAACACUGGUACCAGCGCCCGCGACGAUGCACGGGACGCCCAUUUCCUGCGAUCCACGUCGUCCGCUAGUCUUGAAUCGAUGGUAACGGCCACAACAUCUUCGGCGACGUUGAUAGCCGAAUCGAGUGGCCAUGUUGUGCGCCUGAUGCUUGCCGACACCGAUCCAGCUCUCUUUGAAGCGUGGCUCGACGUGUUGUACCUCGGCACGCAGGGCACCGAAGGCGUGCAUGUUUUGUUCGAGGGCUUUCACGAAUCGAUUCGAGAGGACUCCGUCCCGGGCCUGACCGGCAUCGCGAAGCUUCGUGAGGAUCUCCUGUAUUGUUGGCGGAGCAAGCUUUACGCGGAUGUAACAAUCGUCCUCGAUGACGGCGGAGACGCGGCAUCGUCUUUCGCUUCCCAUCGUGCUAUCUUGGCGGCUCGCGUGCCCUAUUUCGCGUGCAUCCUCCUCGGCGAAUUCAGAGAUGCUCGGACCUGUAUCCUCACCCUCCCUUCGCCUCUCUUCUCGUCUGCUUCCUUUACGUUCAUCCUUGGCUACGUCUAUAGCGGCACACUCCACUUCUCCUCACGCAAAUUUGAUCUCGCAACGGCUCUCGAAAUCUGGCGCGGCGCCGCCUUCCUUGGGCUGGACAAUCUGCAAGAGCAAGUCGAGGUUUCUAUCGAGUCUAUGAUCACACCGAAUCGUGCUGCAAGAAUCUAUCGAUUUGCAUUGGCGCCUGACGUGCAAUCUGCACGGCUGGCACGUGGCGCUCUCAUGGUCAUCACAGGUCACUUUGGACAAGUCUGGGACAGCGCCUACAUCGGUACGCUUGACCACUCUUCCCAAAAAGCCCUCUUCGAUCAAGUGUGUUCUGGAGUAAGCGCAGAAACGUCGACAUCUGUUGUCAAGCAAGCGCUGCAACUUCGGAAACGCAUCGAGACCAAUCGCCAUGCCUGGGUCCAUCACAUUCGCGCAAUGUUGGAUGCCGUCGAAGAACACCUUGCCGAGGUCCUCAGUCGAGACCUGGCCGCUGUAGUUACUUCGGAGUCGUUUGUGGAUCUGAUCGACGGCGUGGGUUUCAGUGCCGAUGCUCUGGAACAUUUGCUAGAACUCGUCGUUCGAGGCCUUGCGGAAUCCAGGGCUUGUGCCACAUAUCAAGCACUGGUCGGCUCGGUUCUACUCAGAGAGGAGGGGAUCUUGAUCGAUGCCAAGGUAUUGGUGGAGGACGCCCGGAACGGGAUCGCAAAAUACAUCAAGACCCGCUGGAUGUCGAUUCGGGAUACCGGCGAAUUCACCAGGCUGCAAGCAUGGUGCCUUAAAGAACUUGCUGAUCGUGAGUGUGAAUUCAGCGCUUGACAUCCUCACAGUGUAGCCAGCCUGGCGCUCAUCUUCCGCUUCUCUUUAUUCCCCCAACAGAUAUCUCCGUAGCUGAGGCUGAGCUGCUAUAUCAACCCACGGCUUCGAAGCGGCCACCGAUCCGCACUUCCGUCAUAACGCCCACAAUAGCAAGACCUCCAUCGAAACUAGUACUCAACAAAAAUGCGCAGUGGCAGCUGGCAAGUGGCGAAAAUCAGCUUAGAGCAUUGGACUCAGGAAGCGUACGGUCUCCCGACUUGGCUGCACACAUCGGACCCCCGAUCGUAGACGUACCCGGCCGCACCACCCACAUUGACCCACCUGGGAGUGCCGCUAGAGGCGAUGAACGUCCCUCUGAUCGCACGUCCGCUGCGCGCCACGCCAGGUCUCUAGGGUCGGCGUCCUCAUCUUCUCGCAUCGUAAGGUCGGCUUCUGCAUCCAAUACAGCCCAUCAUCGAGUACCUGCUGGACGACGAGGACCAACGGGCAGCACCUCCACUGAAAUCGCGCCAGGAACAGCAGGAACUUGUGUCUCAACGAGUUUCGAUGGUGCGACUACAGUGCGUGCCGGACGCCGCGAGGCAGGCGUCUCACCCACGCUUGCCUCUGAAGUGUCGACCGCUUCAAAAACUCGUUCGAGGACUGGCUCUGUGGACUCUAGGGCCAGCCCAACCUCUUCAGGCCGCAUCCAUCGUCCAUCGAAGAACCCUCCCGCGAUUCAGGGGUUGAGUGCACCCUCGACAAAUAUUCCGCUUCGAUGUGAACCGGUCGGAGGCCCGGCAACCUCACGUGAAACUUCCGACUCAACGUCAACUUCAAAGCCGCCGACCGGGAUCUCGCCACUAUAUCCACCGAAACUGGCGAGGCGUACAACUUCCGCCGUCUCGUUGACGGCCGUGCGGGCACCGUCGAGCCGGCCCAACGUACUGAACUCGAAGAAGAGCUCACCAGACAGCGAGGCUCGCCUACAUUUGUCAAAAUCAACGCCCCAGCCUAGUGCCAACUUAAAUGUUCAGGAUCGGAUCACCAAUGAAGACAGUCUCGCUAUUUGUGCGAGCAGGGAUGCUAGGACGAAGCUGCCCUUUCAGCGCCAUCAAAAUCCUCGGGGCACAACCCUGCUGGCUGGCAUCCCGUGCAUCGCAACGAUUAACAAAAGUGACGUGCGGCGGAUACAGAUUAAGGCUGUCGUUCGAUAUAUAGGCCCGGUAGAAUGGGCUACCCCCGACACUCAUUGGGUCGGUGUCGAGGUUGCCGAGGGAGACAUACCAGCGGAGGUGGAGGCGAAUGAUGAGUGGAACGAUGGCUCUCGUGACGGUUUUCGUUAUUUCGAUCUGCGUCGAUACGCUGAGCCCACGGCUCGACGCGACGCCGAGAUAGGCGAGCAAGCGGAAUAUCAACUUGCAUCUGCCACGCGCGAGGCCCCAACUCGAAGCAGGCCGCGUAGCAGUCUGGGUGUCAACGCUCGGGGCGAGAGUAUGGAGGUGAGCCGGGGGUUGUUUGUUCGGCCUUCCUCAAUUGUAUAUGUGCUGUGA